CAGGCAAGACACUGGCGAGAGGCAGACUUUGCAGAGUCAGUCGAAAUCCAACUGCGUUCAUGUCCAGCAGCUGCCGCCCUUUCGUUCUCACGUAAAAGAGGCGCAUUUUUUUUUUGGUUUUUUUUUGUUGUGUGUUUUCCAAGUGUUUUACAUUUUACAUCGGCGAAGUGUUUGCAUCUUUUCGUGUUUCGCUGUGUCGGUCUGGCAUUGUCACACACCAUUUUGUGCUGCCAAAGUGUGUGUGCGUGCGUGAUAGCCACUUGGAAAGGCCGAUUGGCAAAUUUACAGGUGAUGUUGAUCAGUGAUUUCGUUUGAGUCGAAUCGCCGAGUUCUCGAAACAUUACGACGCUUUGGCAACGUGUUGGCUAAAAGUCAUUUUUCACUGUUUUUGCUGCCAACACAGAAAACCAGCAGCUUUUUCGUUAUGGUGUUGUGCACAUUCUCUCGUCAUCGUUGCGUCAUGGCCAACUAACACUUUGGAGUUUUUCUUUUUCCUUUAAACGAAAGUCAGUGCUAGUGACUUGGUCGUUAUUUUUUUUCAACUUGCUCUUCUGCUGCCAUUUUUUUUUUUUCGCUGCUGGAAGCUGACAUCAUUUUACCUUCAGCCGAUCUACCUGUUGUCAUGUCGCUGCGUGAUUCUUCCGAGGUGGAGGUGGAUGCGGACUCUGAACUGUCGGCGGCCAGCAAGGCCAGUUUCCUGGACAAGGUACGCCAAUCAAAUCAGGCCUGCCAGAAUGGCGACUUCGAGACAGCCGUCGGCCUUUACGGCGAAGCCAUUGCACUCGAUCCGUGCAAUCACAUCCUCUUUUCCAACCGAUCGGCCGCUCUUGUCAAACUCGGACACUUUGCCCGCGCUCUUCAGGAUGCCUCGCGAGCCGUUGAACUCAACGCCAAAUGGCCAAAAGGUUAUUACCGUCAAGGGGUGGCGCUGCAAUGUCUCGGCCGGCAUUCGGACGCUUUGGCGGCCUUCAGUUCUGGCCUGGCGCAGGACCCGAAAUCCCUGCAGCUACUCGCCGGUUUGGUGGAAGCGGCCAUGAAGUCGCCGUUGCGGUCCACCUUGGAACCGACCUACAGACAACUGCAGGCCAUGCGACUGGACAAGUCUCCUUUCGUCGUCAUUUCAGUCAUCGGUCAAGAACUGCUGGCCGCUGGCCAUUACAAGGCGGCCGUUGUCGUCCUGGAGGCGGCGCUCCGCAUCGGCACAUGUUCCCUCAAAUUACGCGGAUCCGUUUUUUCCGCACUGUCGUCCGCCUAUUGGGCGCUUUCCAUGCUGGACCAGGCAAUCAGCUACAUGCAACAGGAUUUGUCGGUUGCCAAAUCGCUGGGCGACACGGUGGGCGAAUGUCGAGCCCACGGCAACCUGGGCUCGGCCUAUUUCAGCAAAGGCAAUUUUAAAGAGGCGUUGACGUCCCAUCGCUACCAGCUCGUUCUGGCCAUGAAGUGCAAAGAUAACCAAGCGGCCGCAUUGGCCUUGACUAGUCUAGGCCACGUUUACACAGCGAUCGGCGAUUAUCCGAACGCCCUGGCCAGCCACAAGCAAUGCCUCCAAUUGGUCAAACAACUGGGCGAAAGGUUGCCCGAAGCCCGCGAAGUGGGCAACGUCGGGGCCGUCUAUCUGGCAAUGGGCGAUUUCGAUGCGGCCGUAGAGUGUCACAUGGAACACUUGAGGAUAGCCAAGCAAUUAGGCAAUCGGGUAGAGGAGGCCAGGGCCUAUUCGAAUCUCGGCUCGUCGCAUCAUUUUCGGCGCAAUUUCGAACGGGCCAUCACCUUCCACAAUCACGUGCUGCACAUCGCCCAGGAGCUCAGCGACAGGAACAUCGAAGCCAGGGCCUAUGCGGGACUGGGUCACGCUGCCCGCUGCAUGUCAGACUACGGCCAGGCCAAGAGGUGGCACGAACGCCAACUGGACAUGGCGUUGAACACGAGAGACAAAGUGGCCGAAGGACGGGCCUGUUCCAACCUGGGCAUCGUGUAUCAGUUGCUGGGCGACCACGACGCAGCGCUGAAACUUCACCAGGCUCAUUUGAAUAUCGCCCGCGUCUUGCAAGAUCGGGCGGGAAUGGGCCGCGCUUAUGGCAACAUUGGGAACGCUUACAGCGCCAUGGGCUAUUACGAGCAGGCCAUUAAGUAUCACAAACAAGAGCUGACCAUCUCCAAGGAGGUGAACGACAGGAGCUCAGAAGCGUCGACGCACGGCAACCUGGCCGUCGCCUAUCAGGCGCUGCACAUGCACGACAUGGCCGUCCUGCAUUACCACAGCCAUUUGAAUAUCGCCCGCGAGCUGAAAGACACGGCCGGCGAGGCCUGCGCCCUCCUCAACCUGGGCAAUUGCCACAGUUCGCGGGCGGAAUUCGGCGCCGCCGUCACGUUUUACGAGCAGUACUUGAUGCUGUCUCAAGAGCUGCAGGAUGUCGAGGGUGAGGCUAAAGCGUGUCACUUCCUCGGCUACGCCCAUUAUUGCCUGGGCAAUUUCAAAGAAGCCAUCCGCUAUUACGAUCAGGAUCUAGCCCUGGCCAAGGAUUUGCAGGACAAGAUGAACAUGGGCCGAGCCUAUUGCAACCUGGGUCUUUCCCAUUUGGCCCUGGGCAACAUGGAGACGGCCCUGGAAUGCCAACGCUACUUCCUGACCAUAACGCACAUCACCAAACACGCGGUGGGCAAGUUCCGCGCGCUGGGCAACAUCGGCGAUUUGAUGCUGAAGAUGAACCAGUCGGAAGAGGCCGUUAGCAUUUACCAGAAGCAGCUGCAGCUGGCCAAACAAAUGCGCGAAAAGAACAUGGAAGCCUCGUCCUACGCCGCCCUGGCCGUCGCUCAUCGGCACAUGGGCUACCAGGACAAGGCGCUCGGCUGCUACACGCAAGAGCUGACGCUCAGGCAAGAGACGGGCGACGUGCGAGGAGAAUGUCGAGCUCACGGCCACUUGGCUAGCGUUCACAUGGCCCUCGGUAAUUACACGCACGCCAUCAAGUGCUACGAAGAGCAACUGGACCGAGCCAAGGAGCUCAGGGACUCGACGAUGGAAGCCCAAGCUCACGGCAACCUGGGCAUCGCACGGUUAAAUAUGGGUCAUUACGAGGAAGCCAUCGGCUAUUUUGAACAGCAAUUGGCCACUUUAGCCCAACUUUCGACGGCCACUGCCAUGCUGGACAAGGGCAGGGCGUUCGGUAACCUAGGCGACUGUUACGACGCUCUAGGCGAUUACGACGAAGCAAUCAAGUGCCACGAACAAUGUCUGGCCAUUGCGCUGAAGACUAAGAGCCUUCGAGAUCAAGAACACGCGUACCGUGGCCUGGGCCAAUCGCAUCGCUGCCUGGGCAAUCUCCAGCAGGCGCUCGUCUGCUUCGAGAAGCGACUGGUCGUGGCCCACGAGCUGGGCAACACUGCGGCCAAAGCGCAGGCUUACGGAGAGCUUGGUCAACUGCACAGUGUCCUGGGCAAUUUUGAGCAGGCCGUUUCGUGCCUGGAACAUCAGAUUUCCAUCGCUCGCAAACUGAGUGAUCGUCAAGUAGAGGCCGAAGCGGCCAGCGGACUGGGGUGCGUCUACCAGCAAAUGGGAGACCAUUCCAAAGCACUGCAAUACCAUCAACUCGAUCUUCGGCUGGCCGAAGAAACGGGCUCGUCCGGCGGACAGUGCCGGGCGUACGGCAAUCUCGGAGCCACCCAGGAAUCACUGGGACAUUUAGACGAAGCAGUUCAUUGCCAUGAGCAGCACUUGAGCAUGGCGGCACAAAUCAAUGACAAGGUGGCCAAAACAAAAGCUUUCGCUAGCUUGGGCCGUCUUCAUCAUGGUUUGGGGAAUCCCAGCCAGGCCGUUGCCUACCUCCAGCAAGGUCUGCAGAUUUCGGAGGCCCUCAGUCUACGAGAAGAAGAAGCCCGCAUUCGCCACCGGUUGGGACUGGCUCUGUGGGGAUCGGGCGACCUGGAAGGCACGCAAGGCCACAUGGAACGGGCAGCCGGACUUCUGGAAGCCGUCAGACGGGAAGCCCGCGGUAGUGCCGAUUAUCGACUCUCCCUCUUCGACCUCCAGACGGCCUGUUAUCAAAUUCUACAACGAGUUUUGGUCGAUUUGGGCCGUUCCAGCGAGGCCCUCCUCGUAGCUGAACGUGGACGGACCAGAGCCUUUGUCGAUUUGCUACUCGAACGUCAGGGGGCGGCGACCAGUGACGCCGAAACCCGCGGAAGUCACGGCCGGGUGGCUCUUUUUGACGACUCGCUGCCCGUCAGCGUCGAACAGAUUAUGGAAAUUGUGAACAAGCAAAAAGCCUCCGUGCUCUACUACAGUUUGGCAGCCGGAUACCUUUACUGUUGGCUCAUAGUUCCAGCUAAAGGCGUGGUUGCCUUCCAUCAAGCCGCCAUCAAUGCGGAAGGAGUCGACGGAGUUCGAGCUGAUUCUUCCGAUUGCGGCAACGGUGGACAAGAUAAUGAAACUGAAUUACCAAAAGGGGAAGGAUCUUUGCUGGAUCAGUACAUCCAGGGAAUCCGCGAAGCUCUUGGAGUCGAGUGGCAAUCGAGCGGUGGCAACGGCCGCGAAGAUAACGGCGACCUGGAAGAUCUUUGGUCUCAACAUUUGGGCGAACUCGGAGAUAAAAUGAAUCAGGAAGGAGAUCGUUCCGGUUUCUUGCGGAUGGUCAAUCGUUCUCACGCUUUCAACAGCAGUAAUUACAGUUUGUCCAGCCUGUUCAGCCUGGGUAGUGUGUCCAUCAAUAGCGGACAGUCUUCCAGUCAAUUGUCGUCCGUCUCCAGACCGGGCAGUUUACGCCAUUCACGUAGAAGCCUUUGGCAAGGACCCGCCUGUCUCCGUUCGCUCUACGAUUUGCUAUUGGCGCCCGUCGAAGAUCGUCUGACGCAAUACGGCCAAUCACCCCUAUCGGCCAGCUCGACCUCCAGAGAACUGGUCCUCGUACUGGACGGUGACCUCUACCUUGUUCCGUUUGCCCUCCUCAAACCUCAGAGCAGCAACGAUUACCUUUGCGAACGAUUCAGUUUGAUUGUCAGUCCGUCUUUGACGUCACUUAGGACGGGCCAAAAGAGCGCAAGUCGCAAUAAUAAAUUGCUGCAAAUGCAUCAAACACGUUCAGCUGGCCCACUGACGGCCGUCUCGCUUUCGAGCUACUCGUCCGGUAUGGUAGGUGGCGAUUCACUGGAACAACAGCCGGCCACAUCGGCAUUGGUCAUUGGUAACCCCAAAAUGAGCCAAUCCGUCGUGGAACAAUGGGGAUGGACGGACAUUCCUUACGCCGAACAGGAGGCCGUUGUCAUAGCUGAAAUGCUGCAAACACCUUCGCUGCUGGCCGGAGCUGCAGCCACAAAAGAUGCUGUCCUCCGCCAUUUAUCACAAGUCGAAUGCAUCCAUUUCGCCACUCAUGUCUCGUGGAAGAUGUCGGCCAUUGUUUUGGCACCGUCCAUGGACGGACUGGCUGCUAGCGACGGUGAUGGAGCCAGCACGACGGGCAGCGCUCGUCCAUCACUUCACCAACAAGAUGAUGAUAUCAAAUCUGUGGCUUCCGGAAUAGCUCCGUCUUCAUCGGCCGCUACGACUGACUUACCAGCCUUAUCCGAAUUCUUGCUGACGGCCGCUGAUAUCCUUAAUCUGCGUCUGUGUGCCCGUCUCGUUGUGGUCAGUUCAGUUCACACUCGCGACCAUCACGGUGUGGCUGAUUCGGAUGGAGUAGUUGGCCUGACUCGAGCUUUGUUAGCUGCUGGAGCUCAAUCCGUCCUCGUUUCCCUAUGGCCCGUCCCCGACACGGCCGUCAAAAUCUUCAUGCGUACCUUCUAUUCUUCGCUGUUACAGGGAGCGAGAGCAAGCCGGGCAUUGUCUGAAGCCCAGCAAACUGUUCAACACACGAAACACUUUGCCCAUCCAGCCAAUUGGGCGGGUUUCGUUCUUGUAGGAGCGGACGUCAGGCUGUCUAAUAAAGUGGCGUUGAUGGGCCAGGCGUUGACGGAAUUGCUCAAGACGCCGGAAAAAUGCCGCGACGCGUUGAGAGUGACGCUCCAUUUGGUGGAGAAGUCCCUCCAGCGGAUCCAUCGAGGAUACCGCAACGCUAUGUACACGACGCAGCGAAGUAUCGAGAAUAAGGUCGGCCCAGUCACCGGAUGGAAAGAGCUCCUCAUAUCGGUCGGGUUCCGUUUCGAACCGGCGGCUAAUAACAUCCCAGCGUCCGUCUUCUUCCCGCAAAGCGAUCCGGGCGAACGACUGACUCAAUGCUCGGCCAGUCUCCAGGCUUUGCUGGGAUUGACUACACCCUCUUUGCUGGCCAUUUCUAAAUUGCUGGCCAGUUCCGAAGCUUCGACUGACGAUAUAACGGCCGUUUUGCGCAACGCCACUGUCCAGCUGGGCUUACGGGACCUGGAAAGCGAGAGCGUCGAUAUCCCCGUUCCAGUCAAAUUAUGGCGUUUGCCCGGCUGCCACGAAUUGUUGGCAUCGCUCGGUUUCGACCUGAUGGAAGUUGGACGCAACGAAGUGACACUCAGGACGGGAAAACUGGCCAAUAAGCGCAAUAUCCAAUUCGCCCUUCAAGCUCUUUUGGCUCUGUUCGAAACUUUAGACACCCCCACCAGCCUAUCACUGGACUCGUCCAGCUCUGUAGAGAGCCUGACAUCCGACGAGGAAGAAGAAGAGCAGGAACAGGACGGAACGUCCAACAACCAACGGAACGUUGUAUCUAAUCGAUCCGGCCGUUCUGCGCCAUCUGUUGUCAACAGCGGCGGAGGAUCUGGGGGAGCCAACGGAACUGGAAGAGUUGGAACAGGAACUCAUCAAACCUAUUCCAGUUUGGUGUCCCGCCGGAUGCCCCUGUCCGCCAGUGUCAAGUCGGCAUUCAGCAGUUACGUUCGCAGUGGCUGUCGGGGUGAACCAGAUGGCAGGACGGCCGUAGGAGGUGAUUCACGUGGCCGGGAGAGUGACGCUGCUUUUACUCCUAGUCCCGUCGAUCCUGUACACCGCACAAGCUUGGGUCAUAGAGGAGGACAAAGUGGUGGAAUCGCUGGCCUGCUGGCCGGUAUGUCCAGCAGUGCCGGAAGCGAUCGAGGAGUUCCAGUACCGAGCCUACGCAUGUCGUUGACGUUGGCCCAUCAAUCUAAAAUCCGUUCCAUGUACUGCUCACGUCAAAGUUUGGCUUCUCAAGAAAACAGCUCGCCGGCCAGCGAGAUGGGCACUCCCAUGCAAAACAGUGGCAGCAACAAUCCGUCGCGUCCGGAUUCUUCUUCCAGCACUACCAGCUCGGCGGACUGGGAAAGCGGAUUGUCAACCGUCCGUCGCCAGCCGCCCAUCUCCACCUCACUGGGCAAAGGCCAAACAUCCAAUCCGCGCAAAGUGGAGGACAUUAGCGCAUUUAACGAAUCGCGUUUGAGGCUAGACGCUAAAAGCUUCGGCCUGCAGAACAACACAAUGGCCGACGCUCGUUCACGGUCCCGUUUCAAGCCAUCUGGCGGUUUCGCUGCUGGACUUAAAAGACAAAUGGCUCUUCAUCAAGCCGUGGCCGAUGAUAACGAAAAUGGUAAUAAUGGCAAAACAGGAUCGGCUCGUUCUGGCUCACUGGACACACUCGAUCGUCUAAGCGUCCGCAGCGAGCUGGCCAAAGCUCCGUCUGCUUUCCCAGCGGCUGGGCCGGCUAUGCAACAACGUCGUCGCCAUCGAUCUGUGGAGCGUCAACUGGAUGAUGACACCGACUCAGUCAUUUGCGAGACCAAUGUCACACCCGACCGUGAAGCUGUUUCUCACGUCAAUGAACGUUUCUCGGCCGCCGUGUUCCAUCACUCGAAACCGGGCAAGUUAGUAAUGGCCAAAGCGGCCGCUGCGGCUACGAGGACGCUCCAUAAAGGAGGAACAACUCGGCCGUCUAUGACGAACCAACGGCCGUUAGACAAUUGUCCAUCGGAUCACGAAAUGGAAGCGUCCAGCGUCAUCUAUUCCUUACGUCCAGGAGAGUCGGAAUUGUCCAGCGGAGUUCAGUUGUCACACAAUGCCGGUUCACGUAGCAUCCAGGAUCACAUCAUCGCAACGCAAAUGAAUCGACUCAACCGCGAAAUGCCAAUUUCCGAUGUCUAUCACGAACGAAAUAUGGGUCUUGGCCUGGCUCCGCCCCUCUCCGAGCUGCUAGUCAACACGAAUGGCCCUAACGGCAACUUGGUGGCAGCAGCGGCAACAGGGUCGAGCAGCGUGACUUCGUCCGAGGACGUUUUCAAUUCGUUUGAUCAAAUCUCAUUGGCUGACACGGUGACGGAACUCGGUGAUAAAACAGAACCAUCUGCUUUAAUAAAGAAUCUUGGCUACGCAAAACGACCACCUCCUCGCCCCACCAAACUGCAACAGUUCGGGUCAUCGUGGGGCGCGUCGAGUGGAGCGUUCCAUGCCACGGGUUCACGCCUUCAACAUCGUAUUAGUGUUUUCGAUACGUCAUCCCCCGAAGCGGAAAUAUCAACUUCUUCGGCCACUAUGACCCUCCGUCAAGGUAUUUUGGAUAUGACGAGACGGGAUGAAGCGGAUGGUCGUUCCAUGACUGACUCGAACUACAGCGGCUAUUCGCCGCAUCGUAACUUGAAAUUAUCGACCGCAAUGCCGCAUCAGCAGCACGCCAAUGUCGGUCGUGUCACAGACUCGUCCGUCAUCAGCAAAGAGAACAAGAGUAACACGAUUCACGCUGUUGCCAUCAUCGAAUCUGACGCAAGAGCCAAUGACAUCGCUUGAAUGCGAUAUUCGUUGGUUUCCAUAAUCACUCAAACUUAAUUUAGAAUCAAAGCUGGUGCCUUACUUUGCCAAAUAAAUCCAUUCCUUGUCGUUUUUUUUCGUUUUAAAUUGUUACCGUCCAAGACAGCUUUCAGUUCGAUUUAAAUUGUACAGUUCCAACCAUUAACUCAUUUAUUUGCUACGCAAUUCGUUGGGCGCGGGUUCCAUAUCGGCAUCGAAGUUGCUCCGGAAAUCGUACAUUUCUUGGAAGACGCUAAUAAAUUAUGUAUUCUAUUCACGAUGGGAAAUGUCAUGUGGAGUAUUGAGGUGUUAUUUUAAGUAAAAUCUCUUUUCUAUUAUUCCCUUUAAUAUUUUGUUCAGCAAGUGCUCUUCAUAUUACCGUACCCCCAUGAUUUGUGAAUUUUCUCGACAUUUACAUACAAGUGUUUUACGUAUAUGGUUUUUUUAAUGUAGAGAACAAAUGCUUGCUACAAUAGAAAAUUGUUUAUUUAA
Messenger RNA from Daphnia magna, 9181 nucleotides. RefSeq names its product tetratricopeptide repeat protein 28. The record is from RefSeq and is a predicted model, not a curated record. Gene Ontology annotation, molecular function: protein binding. Lineage: Eukaryota; Metazoa; Arthropoda; Branchiopoda; Diplostraca; Daphniidae.